Molecule: messenger RNA, 1758 nt
Organism: Cordyceps militaris CM01
Lineage: Eukaryota; Fungi; Ascomycota; Sordariomycetes; Hypocreales; Cordycipitaceae
Product: squalene monooxygenase Erg1
Exons: 2
Coding region: 1-1758 (585 amino acids)
Biological process (GO): ergosterol biosynthetic process
Cellular component (GO): membrane; endoplasmic reticulum
Molecular function (GO): squalene monooxygenase activity; flavin adenine dinucleotide binding
Source: RefSeq, a predicted model, not a curated record
AUGGCUGGAAUCUGCCGAUUGACCGCCAUCGCCACCAGUAUUCGUACCUGCAAGGCUUUCGGUGGCGCACCAGCGUGUCCACUUGCCAAGCGGGCCAACAACGAAAAGGGCAAUGCAAAAAAAAGGGCCGUCUCUUCUCUCAUAUACAUUCACCUCGACGAUACCUCCCUAACGACACACACGAGACCUCAUCGACUCCCCCCGAGCCGCGACACAACUCACGCCAACACCCACACCCAUACACUUAUAACAACCUCCGCCAUCAUGGCCACCGGUGCAGUCGACGCCCGGCGCCUCCAGCGGGAGACGCACCAUGAGGCUGACGUCGUCGUCGUCGGCGCCGGUGUCUUUGGCUGCGCCGCCGCCUACUCCCUCGCCGAGCAGGGCCGCUCCGUGCUGCUGCUCGAGCGGUGGAUGCGCGAGCCCGAUCGCAUCGUCGGCGAGCUGCUGCAGCCCGGCGGCAUACAGGCGCUCAAAAAGCUCGGUCUCGGCCACUGCGUCGAGAACAUUGACAGUAUCACCUGCCGCGGCUACAACGUCCUCUACCAGGGCCGCCCCGUGCUCAUCCCCUACCCGACCAUGGACGAGUACGGCGGCGUCCCGCACCAGUGGUCCGGCGCCGGCAAGGAGGGCAAGCGCGAGAUUGGCAAGGGCUUCCACCACGGCCGCUUCAUCACCCGCCUGCGCGAGGCCUGUCUGGCGCACCCCAACAUUACCGUCCGCGAGACCGAAGUGGUGCGGACGGUCCGCGGCGAGCACUCGGAUCAUGUCCUCGGUGUCGAGACGCGCACUACGGACCCGGAAACAAAGGUCAAGACGCCGGACUACUUUUUCGGCCAGCUCACUAUCAUUGCCGACGGCUACGACUCCAAGUUUCGCAAGGAGGUGACGGAUGAGAAACCAGUGGCAAGAUCCAGGUUUUACGCCCUCGAGCUGACCGACGCCGACCUGCCCGCGCCUGGCUAUGGCCACGUCAUCAUCGGCGACGCCUACCCGAUCCUUCUGUAUCAGAUUGGCACGCACGAGACACGCGCUCUCUUUGACGUGCCCUAUGAUAUUCCCGAAGCCGCGCCCGCUGCAGGCGGCGUCCGUAACUACCUCGAGAACCACGCCAUCCCUGCGCUGCCAAAAUCCGUGCAACCGACGGCCCGUGAGGCCCUCGAAAAUAGCAAGCUGCGCACCAUGCCCAACAGUUGGCUGCCGUCGACGCAGCAGGUUCCACGCGGCAUGGUGGUGCUCGGCGACGCCAUCAACAUGCGGCACCCGCUGACGGGCGCCGGCAUGACGGUUGCCUUCAACGACGCCGUGCUGCUCGCUGAGCUGCUGCACCCGGACCGCGUGCCCACGCUGGCCGACGACGCCGCCGUGCAGGCCGCGUUGCGCGCCCUCUACUGGCGCCGCAAAAACUACACGGCCAUCCUCAACGUCCUCGCCCAGGCUCUUUACGCCCUCUUUGCCGCCCAUGACCCCCAGCUGCACGCCCUCCGCAUGGGCUGCUUCGAGUACUUCCGCCGCGGCAUCACCGACGGGCCCUGCGGCAUGCUCGGCGGCAUCAUUCACCGUCCCGUCGUCCUGGCCUACCACUUCUUCUCCGUCGCCUUUCUCGGCAUCUGGAUGCACUUUCUCGAGAUAAUCACUAGCGGCCCGGGGCCGUUGGGCGUGCUCAAGGCCCCUCUGGCUGUGAUUGAUGCCGUCCUCAUCCUGGCCAAGGCGUGUGUGGUGUUUUUGCCGCUGAUUUGGAGGGAGGGAUUUCGGUGA